Messenger RNA from Hyla sarda, 4139 nucleotides. It is a transcript of the gene GATAD2A, whose product is annotated as GATA zinc finger domain containing 2A. Gene Ontology annotation, cellular component: NuRD complex. Gene Ontology annotation, molecular function: sequence-specific DNA binding. The transcript is spliced from 11 exons. The coding region runs from base 424 to 2172 and encodes 582 amino acids. The record is from RefSeq and is a predicted model, not a curated record. Gene Ontology annotation, biological process: negative regulation of transcription by RNA polymerase II. Lineage: Eukaryota; Metazoa; Chordata; Amphibia; Anura; Hylidae.
AGCUUGUAGAGCGGCAAAUAUUCUAAUAAGUCGCUAAUAGAAUGCUGACGCUCCGCCAUGCUGACCGCUCAAGCUCCGCCCACUAGACAGCUCCAGCCUCCAGAGCGGUAGCUCCAUGCUUUUACAUCCCCCAGCUUAGUGUGGUUGGUUCUCUUUCCUGUCAGUCACACAGCAGCUACACGGAAGCGUGGCGCCGGUGCAGUUUUCUGCCUAGCAACCGUGAAGCCGGCUUUAAAGCGGUAAUUUCGGCUCGUCGGAGUGCUCCUUUCCUGGACUUGGAAGUUUCGUGUGAAGUAAACGGCUUCGUAAAGUAACGGAGAGGUCCAGGCUAUUGUGGCCCUGUCCACCCCAGCCGCAAACACGGAGUCCUUUUCGCGGCCGGACUCGGGGGAGGAGCCAGGUCCCCCUGCUGAGGCCUACGACAUGGCGGAUGAAGCAUGUCGGACACGAAGUCAAAAGAGGGCGCUGGAGAAAGAGGUGACACAGAAUGAUAUUGUCAGCAAGAAGUUAAAACUGGAGACAGGUUUGUUGGAUGGUGAUCUCACGAUGAAGGCAGAACCUGGGUCUGACAAAAUGCCUGGACUUUUGAAAAGUGGCGAGGUGAAGGCCACUAUUAAAGUGGAGGUACCAACAGGAGAAGAGCCAAUGGAUAUGAGCACCUCAAAGAGUGAUGUAAAGAGAGAGAAGAGGGCACCCUCUCCAGAUGUUAUAGUUUUAUCUGAUAAUGAACCUUCAAGUCCUCGGAUGAAUGGCCUAACAAAGCAGGCAAAGGAGCCUAAUUCUGAAACGUUUUUGCUAAUACAGAGAAGCAGCCCUGAAGAAAGAGAGCGACUGAUCAAGCAACUUAAAGAAGAAUUACGGUUAGAAGAAGCUAAACUGGUGCUACUUAAAAAGCUACGCCAGAGUCAGAUCCAGAAAGAGACUGCGCCACAAAAGGUACCAUCCCGUAUUGGUGGAACGGUUAUCCCUCCUCCAUUAGUACGAGGUGGCCAACAGGCACCAGCUAAACAAUCUACACAGAUAGUUAUGCCACCUCUUGUGAGAGGAGCACAGCCCAUUUCUGUGUCUCCUCAGCAGAUGCACAAUAUCAGGCAACAUCCAAGUACAGGUCCACCGCCUUUACUGCUUGCUCCCCGAGCAUCAGUACCCAGUGUGCAGAUGCAAGGUCAAAGGAUCAUCCAACAGGGACUGAUUCGUGUAGCCAAUGUGGCAAACACGAGCUUGCUGGUCAACAUACCACAGGCAUCCCCAACUUCUUUGAAGGGUUCAGCUGGAACAACCGGAAAUGCCACCAGCAUCUCAAGCGGUAAUGCUAAUGAAUCUCCUGCUAGCCGGCAAGCAGCUGCCAAGCUUGCCCUACGUAAGCAGUUGGAGAAAACCUUGCUGGAGAUUCCUCCACCCAAGCCACCUGCUCCAGAACUUAACUUUCUUCCAAGUGCAGCCAAUAAUGAAUUCAUCUACCUAGUAGGUCUGGAGGAGGUAGUGCAGAACCUGCUGGAGACCCAGGGUAAAACUGUGCCACCACCUGCAUCUCAUGAGCCUUAUAGUUGUGCCCAAUGCAAGACUGACUUCACCAGCCGUUGGAGGCAGGAAAAGAAUGGGACCAUCAUGUGUGAUGUUUGCAUGACUUCUAACCAAAAGAAGACCCUGAAGGCUGAGCACACUAACAGACUGAAGGCUGCAUUUGUCAAAGCUUUGCAACAAGAGCAGGAGAUUGAGCAGCGAAUACUGCAGAGCUCUUCCCCUGCACAGAUAAAGUCAGAACAUUCUGUUCAACACCACUCUUUGAAACAGAGCCCCACGCCAAUUUCCCGUGGAUUAUCAGGGACCACCAGAGGUGUGCUGCAUACGUUCCCACCUACAACCAAGCUGCCUAAUGCAGGCACCCUUGCCAACAGAUCUGUAAAACAUGGAGAGCAUCAUGUGAACAAAACUAAUCUAGCAACUGGAAACUGGAAGAAAUCAAUUAAUGCAGGACAAACUUCUAGUCAGAGAGUCAUAGCGACACAACAAUCAAAGAAACAAUCAGUGGAGAUGCACAGGGGAGGGACUUUAACAUUUGUGAACCCUGGCCUCACUGUGCAUAAGUCAGCAGCUGUGGACCGCCAACGGGAAUACCUCCUAGAUAUGAUUCCUUCCCGAUCGAUCACCCAGUCCUCUACGUGGAAAUAAUGAACGGAACCUUCAGCAAUGACAGAAAUAAAGACAAAAAACGCAAAGUUAGAGAAGAUAAGAAAGAAAGGACUUUUUCUGGAUUAGUCCUUUUCCCAAACAGGAGAGGAACGAUUAUCCUCUUCACUUUUCCUUCUUUGCCAUUUUCUACUACACAUGGAAUGCUUGAUAAUGACCAGCCGAUGAAGUGUCUGUGCUUUCUAACAGAGGAGUGCACAGGAAAAAGGAAGCAACUUCUUCCCUCCCCUCCAACCCUCCCCCCUUUCAAAUUUCCAUCUAGACUGGCAUGACGUCUUAUACUACAGUUUGCCAUGCUCCAGAUCCAUACUUUUCUGCAUUCAGGUCUAAUUUCCCUAAAUAAACUAUAAUUCCCUCUACUAAGGCAUCAGAUUCUUUUCCAAGGUGUGUUUUCAAGAUGUAACUGGAUUUCUGUUUUCUUGUUUUUAUUUUAGAUGUUGGUAUUUCUCAUGGCUACAUUUAUCAGGUCCACUUCUGAUUCUGGGACAGUACAGAUCCAGUCAGAACAAAAGCAUUUUGUUAAUGCACAGAUAUAAAUAUAUUUAAUUCUAUGGAAGAUACUACAUUUAUGCCCUGCAGAGUUCUUUGUGGGUGUUCCAGCCUCAUGAAAAUUGUCCAGGCCGGAUGUUUCCACAAUAAUAGUUUCCUCUUGAACCCAGUUUGUAUGGUUCUCACUGGAUGCAAGUUUGUGAAGGGUUAGAGGAUUUAAAAAGAAAAAAAAUGAGGUAGGCUUGUACCUCGUUUAGGUAAAUGCUGCAUUGUUCCAGACUUUUUUUCUUCUGUUUUCAGAAUGUUUCAGUGGCUUUCCCCUCUUCUGGCUUUGCAAAAAAAAAAAAAUGUAACAAAAAAAGAAAGCCACGUUUGGACAGUCUUUUUCUGUCUUUCCACUGUAUCCUCACAAUGAAGUGUCCCUUUAAUUAUAUCAUGCUUCUAUUGGAAAGUGGAAGCGAUGGAUUGGCAGAGGGGAAAAAAAAGUACGCCUGAUAGUUAAAUCCUCACUUUGCCCUAUAAAAUAAUGUUCUUUUAAUCCUCAUUUGUUGUGUGGAUUUCAAUGUUUAGAUACUUUUUUGAUAUAUGCAGUUGCUUAGGGGUUAGGCUAUAUAUAUAUAUUUUUUUUGUUUUGUUUUUGUGGGAGGGAAGGGAGACUUUGUUUGUAUAAAAGGAAAAAAUAGAAUUUAAACUUGAGACUUGGUGUGUAUGAAAAACUAGCUGAAUGAGAGAAUAUUAUAUAUAUAUAUUUUUUUUUUCCAUUCCAGAUGUAUGGCUGUUUUCAAGGGGAGGUUUAUCCUUACCUUUAACCUUUCCAUUUUUCCCUCUUUCCUCUGCUUGAGAGCCGGUAUUAUUUUAAUUUGUAACUAAAUUAAAAAAAAAAAAAAUUCCCCUUCAAUCUUCAGCAAUAAGCACCCUUUUAUUUAAAUACAAUUUAGUCAUCUUUGCAAUGCCCUAAAGUGUAGGGGUGCUUUUUUAUUGGGUAACCUUGCCCCUGACCCCUGGAAAAUGCACCUCAGUAGCUGUUUUUUUUUUUUUUUUUUAAACCCAUGAUUGUAUUCAUUACAAGUAUAUAUUUAUUCAAUUACCUGUACAUUUUUUCCUUCUCAGAAUUUGCUUUUCCCCCCCGCAGGAGACCUUCUGUUAGAAAUAAACCUGUUUUGUUCCUCAUGUCUGUCCUAAAAUGAGGAAACAAUUUAUUUAAAUGUUAGCUGCUCUCCUGACUUCCUUAUUGUAUUCUUCAAGAGGACAUUUUUUUUUCUUCCUUUUGUUCAAACUAUAUACGCCUGAUUUUAGGUGGUACAAGUUUUUUUGAUUGUGGGAAAAGCAUAGUGUGUGUGAGCCUGCCAGAAUGCGUGGGAUCCGGGGUUGCCCCAUCACUGAUAGAACUAGCAAUUUCUAUUUAAUCACACUGGCCAGAACCGCAUUUCUGAAUAAUAUUAAUAAAUAACUAAGCCAAC